Molecule: messenger RNA, 1506 nt
Organism: Mucor velutinosus
Lineage: Eukaryota; Fungi; Mucoromycota; Mucoromycetes; Mucorales; Mucoraceae
Exons: 5
Coding region: 1-1506 (501 amino acids)
Source: RefSeq, a predicted model, not a curated record
AUGUCUCAAAGUUCACCCAUCGCCCAAGAGCUUCGUCGAGGAAAGAGGCCGAGAUCCACCAUCCAUAUAACAUCCUCCUUCUUGAGUGACUCUGGAGAAAGCACAUGUUCUGCCUGCGAAAGAGAAAUUGGCAUGAGGAACAGCGACUGCAUGACGUUCGACUUGACACCUUCAGACUACUUUCGCUUGGCAUUGACCAUCACAGACCCUACAGCACAACACUUACUACAAGACGACAAUGAAGAUUAUACCACCAAAUACCUGAUCCAGAAUGCUCGUCGACUGGCCGUGGAUCAAGAAUUCGCUUUAAAUGUCAUUUUGAUGUUGCACCCGCUGUUGGCCAACUAUUCUAAAGAAGGCGUAUCAAAAUUGAUUCCUGUUGUGAAAAAGACGAGAUUGCAUAAAGCAAGGGAACUCAGAUUCGUACAGGCAUGUCUUGCAAAUGUCCAGUCUACGACAUUUGAGCUCGUGCGUGAGCAGUUUGUGCAAUGUGUGCGAGAAUCAGUGGAUUUGGGGAAAAUUAUAAUGUCUGAUGUGCGGUUUGCCAGGCUGCUUCCUUUGCUAUGCUUCUUGAGGGACGUCAGUACUGGAGAGGCAGACCAAGUGAUUGAAAUAAGCCAGGAUGAUUCGCAGAGCCAAAUGUCUCAACAACGAGUAGAUGCUGAGAAUUACCAUGUCAUCAGCGAUAGCGAUUACGACCAACCUGAAUCCAGUGGGUCCGUCAUCGACAUCACACAAGAAUCAUAUGGCUUUGUCAUUGCGCCCUCCGUGCCCGAUUACUCUUCCUACUAUUCACCAUCUUUAAAUGGAGGAGACCAAGACCUCAGCGUCACUUUUGAUUCGCAAGGUAGAGCCGUCGACCCAUUUGCCACUAGACACAGCUCGCAGACACCAGAUCGCAACAUGUCUUGGUCCACAACACUAAACAUUCCAUCGCCUGUAUCAAAGGGCUCAUCCACCGCAUCAUUAUCCAUCAUAGAUCCUUCCUCCGAGGUAUCGCGUUCCUCCUCAUCACAAGCAGUAUCAUCCCAGCUAGCCAUGCCAUCACCUCAGCGUCCUGUUAACUUGCCAGCAUCACAGCAGCCGCAUCUCACAGAUUACGAGGAACUUUCCACUGCCGAAUUGAAAGCUAAACUAAAAUCCUUUGGAUUCAAGACAAGCAACAGCAGACUACAAAUGAUUCAGGACCUCAAAAACAUUCAAAUGUCAAUCGACAGCCAGAGAAAUUCACAGCAAACAUCCAGCCAAAGCACACCUUUAUUGCAGCCGAUGCCAGAGCUGAAUGGUAAUAGUCAGGCGAGCUCUGUUGAGUCCAACAAGAGAAUGGAGAUCAUUCAGCAUUUGAAAUCAAGACCAGAAAUUUGGAAAAAAAUCGCCAUGUAUAAUACUGUUUCUAUCGAUGAAUGCAUGAUUGGCAUACGUUGCAAACGAGGUGAAAUGAAGAUGGUGCUAGACGAGUUUGCAGCAGCAAAAGGCAAAAACAAGCGAUAUCUUUUUCAAAAGUGA